AUGAGCACAAAAAACUCCAUAUUAUUUUUCAUGGAAGAACAGCAGAAAAUAUUGUAUUUUGCCUCUGGAAAGAGAUGAAAGAAUCGUGUACUUGAAGAGGUCUUUCGAGACUUUUUCUUUUACCACAUAUCAUUACUAAACUCUUGGCAAAUGGCAAGCAUUAUAUGCCUCGCUGACGUAGAAGGAGUAUUCACAACGGGGGGUGUGACUUGGCUUUUGUUAAGUCGACGAACUGACUUUUUUGUUGAAGUCGAAAAAAGUUUCUUUUUGAAGCAUUUUAGGGCAAGAAAAGGUGAGGGCUAUUUUAAACAUUUAAAAUAA
Molecule: messenger RNA, 321 nt
Organism: Blepharisma stoltei
Lineage: Eukaryota; Ciliophora; Heterotrichea; Heterotrichida; Blepharismidae
Source: the annotation of a GenBank genome assembly